UUGUGGGGGUUUUGGGGGGUUUGGGGUUUCUGGGGGGGCACAGGGCUCCUCGGUCCCCCCCCGGCGGGGCAGUUGAGCCGUUAAAGGAAGAGGAAAUCCCGGCAGGAACAGGGACAGGGCCGGGAGGCCGGAGGAGCAGCCGGAGCAACAGGAGGUGCCCGGGACGGGCGGGGGACCGGGAGAGAACCGGGAGAGAACGGGAACCGGGAGAGAAUGGGGAGAACUGGGAGAGAACGGGAGGAACCGGGGAGAACGGCGGGAACCGGGGGAGAACCGGGAGAGAACGGGGACAGAACUGGAACUGGGAGAGAACGGGAACAUGGGGGACUGGGAGAGAACGAGGGAACCGCGGGAGAACUGGGGGUCCAGGAAAGAAUGGGGGAAACGGGAAAGAAUGGGAACCCCGGGGUUGGACUGGGACCUGCUGGGAGCCCGGGUGUGGAGCCAGGACAUCCUGGACCCCCAGAUGGAACCGGGACCUGCUGGGAGCACCAGUUUGGAACUGGGACGUGCUGGGAGCCCUGAGAGCCUCGGGCAGGACGAUCCCGGAAUGGAGGAGGAAAGGCCGGUAGGUGCCACCCGCUCUGCCCCCGGGGCUGAACGGGACGCGGCCACCGGCACGGCCACCGCAGCCCGGGCCCCGCGCGGGGAGGAGGAGGACGAGGAGGAGGAGGAGGAGGAGGAGGAGGAGGAGGAGGAGGAGGAGGAGGAGGAGGAGGAGGAGGAGGAAGAGGAGGACGAGGAGGAGGAAGAAGAGGAGGACGAGGACGAGGACGUGGCCAGCGACACCGAGGACAUCCCGCUGCUGGCAGGGGCGGCCCCGCCACAGCAGCGCCCCGCCAGCGAGGAUGAGGACGGCUGGGAGGCCACCGCCACUGUCCCCACUGUCGCCACUGCCAGCGGCCCGGACGGUAAGCGCCGCGCCCCGCGCCACCGCGUGUGCCACUGCCGCUCUGUCCCCGCCCUGACCGCGGCCGUGUCGCCGUCGCUGUCCCCAGCGCGCAGCCCGGACCUCUUCGAGCGGCUGCAGCACGCCGUGAGCUCCCUGGAGCGCGCCGCCUUCUCCCGCCACCGGCAGCCACCGGCGUGGCCGCCGCCCGCCCCGGCGUGGCACCGAGCGCUGCAGAGCCUGGAGGAGCUGAGCCGGAGCCCGGGCUGGGCGCGCCCGGGGCGGGCGGCGGGGCCGGGGCUCCCGGCGGAGGCGGCGGAGGCGGCGGCGAGGAACGCGAGCCUGCGGGCAGCCCUGGAGCAACGGGACCGGGAGCUGGGCCGGGCCACGGCGGCGCUGCGGGCGCUGCGGGGCGAGCGGGAGCGCCUGCAGGGCAAGGUGCGGGACCUGCGGGAGGCUCUGGCCAGGCUGGAGGAGCUGGAGGCGUCUGGGAGCGACACCCCCGGGGUCGGUGACACCUCCGGGGUCGGUGACACCCCCGGGACCGGUGACAGCCCCGGGACCGGUGACACCCCCGGGCCCAGCAGCCCCCCGGGGCACCGGCCCUCGACGGGCCCCAGCCAGGAGCAGGAGGAGCGGCUGCAGCAGCUGCAGGGGCUGCUGGCGCGGCUGCAGGAGGCGAACCGGGAGCUGGCGGCGGCGCUGGGCGAGUGCAAGGGCGAGGCGGAGCGGCUGAGCAUGGAGCUGGGCCGGAGAGAGUCCCGCUGCAGCGGGCUGCGGAUGGCGCUGCGCUGCAGCGAGCGCUGCGGGGAGGCCUACGCCGCCCUCCUGGACCGGGUGCGGGCAAAGGUGGCACCGGAGGGUGGCACCCGUGGGGGAACCGCAGCGGAACCGAGCCCGGGCCGCGCACCGGGACCCGGCCCCGCCACACCGGAACCGGGACCCAGCCCCGCCACACCGGAACCGGGACCCGGCCCCGCCACACCGGAGCCCGCGGAGCCGGACAGCCGUGAGGACCCCGCGGACAGCCCCGGGGCUCGCAGCUCCCGGGGGAUGGAGGAGGGAGCGCUGCGGGAGCUCAUCCGGCGGCUCCGCGCCGAGCAGGCGGCGGUGGAGGGGUCCCUGCUGGACGCCCCCGAGCCCUCGGAGCCCCCCCGGGAGCGGGACCCCCGAGGCCGGGCGGAGCGGGCGCUGCGGGAAGCGCGGGCGCUGCUGCCCGGCUGGAGGCGGCCCGAGAAGGAGGAGCUGCUGCAGGAGCUGGCCGUGCUCAAGGAGGCGCUGGCGGAGCUGCGGACGCGGCUGCAGCUGGCCCAGAAGGAGAAGCGAGCCCUGGAGCUGCUCCUGGCCGGGCACGGACCCCGCCAGGCCGCGCUGCGCCUCCUGCUGCAGCACCGGCAGCGGGAACGGCGGCGGGACCGGGACCGGGAGCGGGACGGAGCCUCCGACAGCUCCGGCAGCAGCUCCAGCAGCAACUCCGGCAGCAGCUCCGAGCAGGACGCGCGGAUGGGCCGGGGCGCGGCGAUGGCUCCGCAGAGCCCCCCGGACCCCGAGAGAACCAGGGAGGAGCUGCUCCGGAUCCGGGCCAGGGCGGAGCGGCUGCGGGGCCGGGCCCGGGAGCUGCUGCGGGCCCUGGAGCGGGGCAGCGCCGCCAGCCGCGCCCGGCAGCAGCGGAGCGCCGCCGCCACCGCCGGGCUCCUGCAGGCACACCGCUCGCUGGCCCUGGCGCUGCGCGGGGCGCGGCGGAGACAGGCGGAGCAGCUGCGGCGGCUGCGGGCGCGGGCGGCGGCGCUGCGGGGCCAGCACGGCCGCACGGAGCGAGCCCUGGCCCGGAGCCUGCGGGACCUGCAGCGCGGCGGCGAGACCUGCAUCUAGGGAGCGCCGGGAGCCCGCGGGGAGACCUGGAAAUCUGCGGGGAAAGCCGAACGUCUAUGGGGAAACCACAGAAAUCCACCGGGAAAUCUGAAAAUCUAUGGGGAAACCACAGAAAUCCACCGAGAAAUCUAAAAAUCUAUGGGGAAACCACAGAAAUCCAUGCAGAAACCCAGAAAUCCACAGGGAAACACAGAAUGCCACGGGGAAACCCGGAAAUCUGUGGGGAAAUCUGAAAAUCUAUGGGGAAACGUGUCUGUGCUGUGUCCGUGCCCAGUGUCCGUGUCCGUGUCCGUGUCCAAUGUCCGGGCUGCCCCCGGAGCCUUUUGAGGUUCAAAAUCCGCUUUGUGAAAGGUGGGUGACAGAGGGACAGAGGGGACAGCAGGGGACAACCCCAGUCCAAUCCCAAAUCCAUGGUGGGGACCACCCAGGAGAUUUCACCCACUGGAAAAAAAAUCCGGGAUGAUUUUUGGGAUCUUUUCCUGACCCCCCCCCCCCCCCCCCCCAGGCCAGGUUUGUCCAUUAGGAAGGAUCCAGGAUGAUUUUUGGGAUCUUUUCCCGCUUUUCCACCACCUCCAGCACAUCCCCAACCCCGUCCCCGUCCCCACACCCCCCCAGAAUCCCCAAAGCCUCUGGUGCCAUGUCCGACCCCAAAAAGGAACCUGGAAAAGCCUCGGAGCCUUCCCGGGGCCUUUUGUGGGGCCAGAGCGGUGGAGCAGCGCAAGGAGGAGGAGCGGGAAUGGGAAUUCGGGAAUUCGGGAGCUGGAAUUCCUCUGGAGAUCAAACACUGAGGACGUCCAAACAAACCCGCAUCCGAUUUC
This is a messenger RNA of Taeniopygia guttata (zebra finch), 3579 nucleotides long. NCBI's taxonomy places the organism in Eukaryota, Metazoa, Chordata, Aves, Passeriformes, Estrildidae. The record is from RefSeq and is a predicted model, not a curated record.